This is a messenger RNA of Daldinia loculata, 2362 nucleotides long. RefSeq names its product MFS general substrate transporter. Lineage: Eukaryota; Fungi; Ascomycota; Sordariomycetes; Xylariales; Hypoxylaceae. Gene Ontology annotation, biological process: transmembrane transport. Bases 683 to 2362 code for a protein of 559 amino acids. The transcript is spliced from 6 exons. Gene Ontology annotation, cellular component: membrane. The record is from RefSeq and is a predicted model, not a curated record. Gene Ontology annotation, molecular function: transmembrane transporter activity.
GCAUACGUCAUAGUUACUAAACUGUAUGCUACCGUUGAUACGAGGAAUAACAUCCUCCAUAUGCUUGGCAUUUCCAAUAGAAUUUCCGAUGAAACUUAUUAAGCUCUACUAUUGAUUUCUACUAUGGUAUCGUCGCGAAAGGCUUAGGCCACGAUAGUAUCAUGUAUACGAAUAAGUUAAUAAACCCCUAUCUACUUCGUACUUCCUCUUAAACAAAACCAGAAUUUUCUUUUCUUUUCUUUCUUUUUUAAAUUCUUAUCAAAAAAAUCAAGCUCAAGCAUCUCCGCAUCUAGAGGAAUGUCUCCGCCGGCGAAGUUCAUGCUUCGGUUAUCGGGUCAAUGAUGCUCAACUAUUUACCGUCCAAGACCGAGUAUACCGGGCGUGAAACCGGCGGUCAUGAUCACAAGCAUGGCAAUUGGUCCAGACCGAUCUGUGUCUACCGCAGGGAGAUAAGUUCUGCGUGUGACCUUUAAUCCUUGACAAACACGCGACGGCGUGCGGAGUAGAAACCACCAUUCUGGUAUAGAAUGAGUGAGCAUCCUGGUCCUUCCCACUUACUCCUCAUUGCCGGACCUGGCUCUCGGUAACACACAUUUACAUCAUAUGCUUCGCUUAUAUCACAAGCCAUCGUCAAGUUGCGGGUGGGAAGAAAACAUCUUACGAUACCGCAAUACCCGUUAAGAUGAGCGUGACCAAAGCAUCAGCAACAGAAACCGAAUAUGCAACUCCAUUGCCAGACCACCAUCAGGAAGAACAUGAUGGCAAUGGCAGCAAGGACAUCGCAGCCUCAUUUCUCGCAAAAAAUGUUGCGGGACAGAGAAUAUCUGUAACUCCUGCCGAAUCGGCGCGUGUCCUACGGCGCAUCGACGCCGUCAUACUCCCCAUCAUGCUGACAGUAUACUUCCUGCAAGGCCUCGACAAGACGACACUUGCAUACGCUUCAGUAUUUGGGCUGAUUGAGGACACCGGACUUGUGGGCGACCAGUACAGUUGGUUGGGCAGCAUUGUAUACCUAGCGCAGCUUGUCAUGCAGCCACCGCUGGCGUGGUUACUCGUGCGCUUACCUAUCGCCAAGUUCACGAGCGCUAUGGUGCUCCUAUGGGGCAUAUCUCUCACAUGCAUGGCAGCUGCGCAUAACUUUGACAGCCUGCUAGCCACGCGUUUCUUCCUGGGAGUGUUUGAGGCGAGCGUUGCGCCUAGCUUUGUUGCUAUUACGCAGAUGUGGUGGAGGAGACGAGAGCAGACUUGUAUUGCGACUUCGAAGACGACCCCUGAGGACGUGCAAGAUGGGAUCAAAUAUGUUAACAUUGUACCCUAUAGCGCUAUGAAUGGAUUUACGAAUAUGUUCGGUAGUUUAAUCACCUACGGCCUAGGCCACAUAUCAUCGCAACUACGUUCCUACCAGAUCAUAUUCCUGUUUUUUGGAAUUAUCACCGUUGCAUAUAGCUUUAUCAUGUUGGCCUUUAUGCCAGACUCGCCGGUAGAAGCAAAGUUUCUAAGCGACGAAGACAAACUGAUAGCCGUUGAGCGGUUGCGCAUGAACCAGAUGGGAGUGGUAUCACGCGAGUGGAGAAACGAUCAUCUCAAGGAGGCUCUACUGGACCCUAAGUCGUGGCUCUGGUUCGCGCUGUUAUUCUCAAUCAGUAUUCCGUCCGGUGGGAUCUCAACAUUCGGACCGCUGAUCAUAAAGACUUUUGGAUUCGAUCCAUUCGGGACUAUCCUCUUCAACAUCCCUUUUGGGUUCGUACAGCUGGUCGCGACUGUUGGCGGGGCUCUCGUAGCCCAGAAAAUCAAGAUGAAGGGACCUGUUAUCGCCGCGCUUUGCCUACCCCCUAUAGCCGGUUGCGUGAUGCUUAUGGUGCUUCCCAGAGAUGUUUCUCACCGAGCACCCCUUUUAGCUGGGUACUACCUUAUAUCUGUUUAUCCAGGAAUUACCCCGCUCAUUUACUCUUGGGCAUCGCAAAACACGGCUGGAGAUACUAAAAAGAAGUGUACCAAUGCCAUACUGUUCAUCGGUCAAUCUGUGGGAAAUGUGGUCGGCCCGAUGUUAUACUCACAGACAGAAGCGCCAGGUUAUACCAAGGGCCUGCGUUCGAACCUAGCGCUCUAUAUUGUCCUGAAUGCAGGUCAUGCUAAGAGACGGGUAGCUAUGGGCAAAAGUGCUGUUAUUGUUGAUACCAGCCUAGAUUCUGCAGAAGUGGCAGCGGCGCAACAAACUCGCGAUGAUGUGGAUAAGAACGCUAAGAACGCCGAGGAAGGUGAUGUCGCUGUCGCUUCUAACGAGGGAGUGGAAAGGCCUGGUGAGAGAGCAUUUGAAAACCUAACUGACCUCCAGAACGAGGAAUUUGUCUUCGUCUUCUAA